GAGGACCAAAACGCACAAACCUACGUCAUGCCACCCAGGGACUGAGGGGGGCUCCGGUGGACUUGGUACAGAAAGCAAGUGUGUUGAAAAGUUGUCUAAUUCCAAGAAUACACAUGAAACCCUCAAGCUAAUAAGGCUUUCUCAGUCGAAACACGCAAUGUGUCAGCAACUCGCACCCAGCGACUAGCAAGACAGCAGCAAGGCAUUAACACAAGUCGAGUCUUAUACGGUCGGGUGUGAGAGCCAGAAGAGGCCAUGAGGAGAGUCCGGAGGAAAGCGGCCAACAAGGAGAAGGUGUUUGGUUGUGAUCUUCUGGAGCACCUGAACACCUCCAGCCAGGAUGUUCCUCAGGUGUUACGUUGCUGCACCGAAUUUGUUGAGCUGCACGGCAUCGUGGACGGGAUCUACAGGUUGUCCGGCGUUUCUUCCAACAUUCAGAAGCUCAGGAGCGAGUUCGAGAGCGACGGGAUCCCCGACCUCAACAAGGAAGUGUACCUGCAGGACAUCCACUGCGUCAGCUCAUUGUGCAAAGCUUAUUUCCGAGAGCUGCCCAACCCGCUGCUGACCUACCAGCUUUACGACAAGUUUGCUGAGGCUGUGGCUGUCCAGCUGGAGGAGGAGCGUCUGGUAAAAAUUAGAGAUGUCCUGAAAGAACUUCCAGCGCCGCAUUACAGGACUCUCGAGUUUCUGAUGUGCCACCUUGUCAAAAUGGCCUCGUACUCGCCUGAGACCAACAUGCAUGCCAGGAACCUGGCCAUCGUCUGGGCGCCCAAUCUGCUCAGGUCAAAGGACAUCGAGGUGUCUGGCUUCAAUGGCACUGCCGCCUUUAUGGAGGUCAGGAUCCAGUCCAUCGUGGUGGAGUUCAUCCUCACGCAUGUUCCUCAGCUGUUUCCCGAACCAGGCGUAUCAUGCAACAGGAGGAAAUCCCUUCCCUCCCCAGGGGCCAUCAUCUCCAGUCAGGAAGAACCCGCAUUCAAGUUUCAACCUCCCGUCAACUUUGGGAACAUCAGUCCAGGGGAUGGUCCUCUUCCAAUGAGACCUUACCAUGCUAUCAUAGAAGGCGCUGACAAGAGGAAAGGCUCAUUCAAAGGAAGAAAGUGGAUGUCCAUCUUCAACAUCGGAAGUCGAUUCCAUGAUCCGAGAAGACGGCAUAAACACUCGGCCAAAGAAAAAGACAGACCGGUGUUGAGGCCGGCGAGAAGCAUGGACUCCCUCAGCAUCUCAUCAUAUUCAAAUGAAGCUUCUAGACGCCCUCUGCAAACAUCUAAUUCCACCAAAACGUCCUCCUUGGAGGCUGCCGUAUCUCCUAGUCUAAUUGGCCGAAGCGAAUAUGCUGUGACGUACCGCAGGGGAACGGGACUUGUAAGCGGGGGCACCCAAGGCACUUACACUGCUCUCGACCCUGAGGGUUCGCCAAGCACAGAAAUUGACAGCGUACUGUCCAAGUCACCGGGACUCGCCACAAGAGCAGGUCGAAGAGCAGCCAUGCACAUCACUGGGCCCAUCACAGUCACAGUCCCUCUCCAUAUCACCCCAAACUUGGCCUUGGGCGUGCUGCAUGGAGGCGGCAGUGACCGGGUUGUCCACCGUGGGAGGGAUACGGAAGGAGGAGAAAAGGCGGAGGUGAAGGAGGAAAGAGACCCAGUGGAGAGGAAGGACAGUGGACGAAUGGACUCAAAGAUGGAAGAAGUCGGGAAAGUUGAAGAGGACAAAGGAGUAACAAACAGGAAGGAAGUCUCAGAUGAAGAUGUAACUAUUUUACUUGACAAAGAAGAAGUGAACAAAAAGGAGAUAGAAGAUCAACGUGAGUCUAAAGAGGCUCGCACCAAAAGCCUGAGCGCCGAUGAGGACCCGUGUGAAUCCAACGAAACGCAAGUACGGCCAUCAGAUGAAGCAACUGAACACGAAGACAACAAUGUUCCCGAUUCUUCCAACAUCCUGGACUCCAAUGAGGUGGAGCAGGAUGACGACCAGGAGCUGUCGGGCUACGUUCAAAACAACUUUGAAUUUCUGGACCAAAUGGACUGCAGCAGCCUGGAUCACAUGGACGGCAGCGUUUCCUGUCAGAUUCCUCUCCACUUCCUGCCAGACUGUCCCUCUCGUGUCAAGGAAUUCUCAGUGGAACCUCCUGGACAUACCGAUAACGAAUAUGAACUCACGGAGCCCGUAUCCCAUCAUGCCGCAGGGGCAGACACAAGCCCGGGUCCUGAAUCAAGUGGUCAAAGCCAACUGAAGUCGCGCCGCCCGCUCUGUGUCGAUGCAACCGAUCGACAAGCAAAAUCUCUCAGCUUGCCUCCUGUGACCUCACGAGUGUUUGGACCAGACAAGUGCUGCUCUGACGACGACGACGCCACGGAUGACGACAUCGCCGAUGAUUACAGCAGCGAGGAAGAGGACAGCUUGCUCGUUAAAAGCCUCCCUCCGGAUUUCUUUUUGAACAAUCUGUGUGAUCUUGAACCGGACGGCGGCCAUCAGGCGGAUCAGCAGUGUGAAAGCAGACCAUUCCAUCCUGACUGCUCUACCAGGAACCAACCAGAUGAUGGAAACGAGGGCCGAGGGGACGUGGAAGAUGGACGGCAGAAAGAGGAGAUACCACAAAACCAAGAGAACAGUCAAAGGACAUCAACACAUGAAGAUCUCAGCAUGGUGGAAACUUGUCUGUGUCGAGAUGUAAAACCUCUCCCCUUCGAAGAACUGUUGCACCAAAAUGAGGAACUCUCAAAGAACGAGGACACAGCUGAGUUGAGCGUUACGGCGUGUGACGUACAGGAAGAUGAACGAGAAGAAGUCGUCGGUCAUCCUCAGGUCUCCAUCUCCUGUGGUGCUCAGAAAGAAACGUCUUCCUUAGAGGAGACCGAAGAUGUUUCUGUCGAAGCAGCCGAGGACUUUAAGGGGGACCAGGAUGCAGGAGAAGACAGAGAAGAAACAGAGUGCCCACUUGACACCAAAAGCAGCAUUCCAGAAGCUCUCACAACAGAGGAAGUCCAUUCAGAUAAGACGGAGCUGGACGAUACAAUCGAGAAAAUCUGGGAUGAAUUUGAGGAGAUCAUCUGUGAACUGAUCGAGGACGAAGAACGAAAGAUGGCUGCAAAAGAGGCUGGAGACCACGAGGAUGCUCGGGUUUCUGCCGAGAAGACGCUCAACUUUGAGGCAGAAGCAGCAAACGAGUCCAGCGUGGAAGCUGUGAAAGACGAGUUGGAGACAACAGGAAAUGACCUUGAGGAAAAGACCAACGUAGCAGAGGAGGGCGAUGACGACGUGGCGCCCGAAGACAACAAAUGCGGUCUUGAGGAAGCGACGCCAAGUCUCGCCGCCAUCAGCCGUGGUGACGUUCCACAGUCCAAAGAAGCUACGACGUUUGAAGAGCGAGGCGCCAGCCAAGGAGGAGUCGGACGGAAGCUGGUCAUCUCCAAAGCGCCGAGAGUUUACCAAGUCAAAGCCGUGCCGAUGGUCCCCCCGAAACCGCAACACUGCAAGCUAGCGGCCCUGAGCCUUCGACAGCAGCGAGAGAGGAGAGACGCCGAUGUUCCGGAUGACGACGCAAGGGCCAGGAAAGAGAGAGAGCACAGGCGGGACGGCGGUGACGUCGCCUCCAGCAGGGACUCCCUCCGGAGCAGCCCACUCAGCAUGUGCUUUGAUGAGGCCGUUGCCAUAGCAACCAUGCGGCGGGAAAAGGAGAAAGAGUGCGAGAGGGAAAGGCAGCGAGAAUGGGCAGGAGAAGUCCAGUGAACUUUAAAAGUAUUUUCUACCGCUUAUCCUCACGAGGGGGUGCUGGAGCCUAUCCCAGCUGUCUUUGGGUGAAAGGCGGGGUACACCCUGGACUGGUGGCCAGCCAAUCACAGGAACUUGUACAUAUGACAGCUUUUUUUUUUAUUAAAAAAAAGGCAUAAACGAGUAAAGUUAAUGAUAAGUACUUUGUAGGAAUCACAUUUAUUUUUACUAUAAUAUUUCUCAGCCAAGUAGUAGUAUGAUUGUUUCAGAGCAACGUGGAGGAACAUCACAUUCACACUUGCACAAUUCAACAUGUCCAAAAGGAGUACGAAGACCCUUACAGUACUUAAUAUAUACAUUUGACAAAAAGGAUACAGAGUAUAAAGUAAGUAUUCAUCACUGCUGGUACUAACAGUUAGCCUCAUGUCACUGAAUGUAAUUUAGAUUACAGUAAUACAAAUACAAAUGGUGUCAUUUUAACUAUUGAUACUUAGAGUAAUGCUGGAGAAUAUGAGAUGUGUACAUUUGUUUCUAUAUACGGGACAAUUCAGUUUGAGGGGACGUUGGCAACCCCUCCCUCCCUCGGGGGUUAAACCUCCCCCGUUUAAUAAGUUAACCCUUAAAAUAAUUUGUUAUUAAAUUGUUCUCACCAUGUCUCCCUGUGUCAUAUUUUGUCAAGAGUAGAGUACGUGUAGCAAUAUUUUGAUUGAUAGCUGAUGCAGUAAUGAAGAAAAGAAAAGGAAGUGGAAAAAAAAAAACUUUAAAAAAAAUAAAAAAAAAUAAAAAUAAAAAUUUAAAUGAGUAGAAAAAUGGGAAAGCAUAGCUUGUGCAGUAAUAAAGAAAAAUAAAAGAAUAUAUGCAAAAGUAAGAUUCUAGGUUUGUAGUAGCACAACAAGUAGUACACACUGCAUAGGCACUACAUACAGUAGUUAGUUACAGUAAGUUUUGUAAAGAAAUAAAACGAUCUAUGAGGUUUGUCAGAGAAGAUCCAGGACUGUUCAUGUUGAUCACAUUGUCCGUCAUCAUCCACUACCAGUUCUUGCCACUGGGACCAGACCAUCAACCAGUACGUCUACAAAGAGGUGAGGCUUGCGGCAGGACAACAUUUAGUAUUUGGGGGCCCCAAGGCAAACCUAGACAUUGGAGCAAGGGUGUACCUUUGCAUCCCGACACUGGCAAUCGAACAACUAGCUUGCCAACUCCGGUCACAAAUCAUCAGCUAACUCGACAUUAUCACAUACUACAGUAUUAAUUGUCCCUGUACCCUAGAAACCGCCCAUGAAUGAUACGGGAAAAGGCCCAAAUGAUACUGUGUCAAAGCCCAGGGCAGUGAUACUGAUAAAAUAUAGAGUUUAACCAUGUCCAGUAUCAGCCCCCGUAGCUGUCCACUCAGAGCGUGCUGCUCUGGUAUCGUGCCCGUGAAACAACCAAUCAGAGAACAGCGCACGAGCGUGAACACACACUAUAAAUAUUCCAGUGCUUCUCCAGUCACAAAAAAACCCAAACUUGAUUAAUGGAACUUUAAUUGUCAGACAUUGAUAAGAUAAGACUGUUGAUAAAAUAUUAUUGUUGAAAUAUUUUUGCAAUUAUUGUGUUUACACUGUUUAGAUAUAAUACAUGUAAUAAACUGAACAUUUUCUGGAAACAAAAUGGUCUUUUGAUUAAAUAGUACGUGAUAAUGAGCUCAUGAUUAAAUAGUAUGUGAUAAUAAGAUCAUCACAUGGGUUGUCUGGUAUCAGGCCCAGUAUCAUGCCCCCAAGUGUCAGUAUCAGCCAGAGACCGAAGGUCUGAUACCUGGCCUGAUACCAGACAAACCAAGUGAUAACCUAUAAAUAUAAGUAGUUACCUCUUUUUGGUCAGGGUGUUUACAUUACCGGAUGAUUUGACAUGCUACUUUUUGACUGGCAAAUGAAGUAAAGAAAAUACAAAUUUUAAGGCAAGAUCAUGCAUAUUUCUAUUAUAUUUUUAUUUUGGUGGGGGUCGUGACACCCCUAUCCCCUGUGCAAAUUAAGUAAUGGAAUGGAUUGAGUAAGGACCUCAAACAAUGCACAACGA
Doryrhamphus excisus (bluestripe pipefish) is the source of this 5766-nucleotide messenger RNA. Lineage: Eukaryota; Metazoa; Chordata; Actinopteri; Syngnathiformes; Syngnathidae. The record is from RefSeq and is a predicted model, not a curated record.